This is a messenger RNA of Prunus mume (Japanese apricot), 1955 nucleotides long. RefSeq lists its product as uncharacterized. Gene Ontology annotation, biological process: transport. Gene Ontology annotation, cellular component: Golgi apparatus; membrane. The record is from RefSeq and is a predicted model, not a curated record. Lineage: Eukaryota; Viridiplantae; Streptophyta; Magnoliopsida; Rosales; Rosaceae.
GCCAGCGAAAGUCCAGUACCGGUACCAGUAAGGUGCGGUGUCCUUUUCAGUUGGUUGCCUCUAUCUUGCUCACUUUACCAUCACAAAAACUACUGCGCUGAUAGCUUUAGAGGAAGAGGGGAGGUGAGAGAAAUGGAACAGAGAUUGUUGUGGUGUGAAAAGAGCUCGCUUUUAGGGUUCAUAUUUGCGGUUAUUUUUAUUAUAUGCAACGAGUGCAUCAUACAGUGUAAUGCUUCAAUCCACGAGUACAGAAAUGAAGCUUUCAGUCCUCAGUCAAACGCCUUCUUCUUCCAUGGCGGCAGCGAGGGCCUCUACGCCUCUAAGGUCCAUGGUUCUGCUGAUUCUUCGUCCACAGACAAUCAUCACCUCAGGGGCAAGUCCUUCAUCAGGUUUGAGAGUGUCACUUUUGUGAGGACUAAAGAGUCUGCCAAUAAGCAAAGUGAAAUGCAGCAGAAUACUGGUUUGGUGGAAGCUAUCAUUCUUGAAGUGAAGGAUAGGGUUCGGAUUGGAGCUUCUUUCGUCCAAUCCGAAAAGAUAUGCUGCACCAGGAAUCUUUCGAAUUCUGGAUACUGCACGGUGGGAGAGGUUGUUAUCCACAAAAAUCCAGACAACCCUGACUGGCCUGUGCGCAUCAAAACCUUUUUUAAUGGAAAGGAUGAAGAGGCCAGAAUGGAUACUAAGUCAGUUAAUAUCAAUAGUUCUGGAAUGUACUACCUUUAUUUUAUGUUCUGUGAUCCGCAACUCAAGGGCACAUUGAUUAAAGGAAGGACUGAUUGGAGAAACCCAGAUGGUUAUUUGCCUGGGAAGAUGGCUCCUUUGAUGACAUUAUAUGGCUUUAUGUCUUUAGCUUACCUUGUGCUUGGCCUAGCCUGGUUUCUGAGGUUUGUUCAGUUUUGGAAGGAUAUUAUUCAAUUGCACUACCAUAUUACAGCAGUGAUUGCUCUUGGAAUGUGUGAAAUGGCUGUGUGGUACUUUGAGUAUGCCAAUUUUAAUUCAACUGGAAUCAGACCUAUGGGCAUUACAUUAUGGGCUGUAACCUUUAGCGCUGUCAAGAAGACUCUUUCUCGCCUUCUUCUUUUGGUAGUUUCCAUGGGCUUUGGCGUUGUGAAGCCUACACUGGGUGGUAUAACACCAAAAGUAUUUCUUCUUGGUCUGAUAUAUUUCGUGGCAUCAGAAGCACUUGAGCUUGUUGAACAUUUGGGGAACAUUAAUGAUUUUUCUGGAAAAACAAAGUUGUUUUUGGUUCUACCUGUUGCCUUCUUAGAUUCAUGGUUUAUUCUAUGGAUUUUCUCAUCGUUAUCAAAAACUUUAGAGAAACUUCAGAUCAGGAGAAACAUGGCUAAAUUGGAACUAUACCGAAAAUUUACCAACUAUCUCGCAAUUUUUGUGCUUCUCUCGGUUGCUUGGAUUGGCUUUGAGCUAUAUUUCAAUGCAACGGAUCCUCUGAGUGAGUAUUGGCAAAUUGCUUGGAUUAUUCCUGCAUUCUGGACUCUGCUUGCAUAUGCUCUCUUGGCGGUGAUAUGUAUCCUUUGGGCUCCUUCACGUAACCCAACUAGAUAUGCAUACUUGGAGGAAGCAGGAGACGAUUUUGAUGAGGAGGGCAUCUCGUUAACAAGUGGUGCUUUGAAGGUGAGUGGAGAUGUGACAGCCAUGCGAGAAUACGACAAUGUGCUUGCCGAAGAUCGGGAGGAGGAUAAGCGAGAAUAGAUCUUUGCUGGCCCUGUAUUUUUACCUUGAUGAAGCUUCAGUUUCAUCAUAACCAGCAGUUCUAUAAAUCUUGAGACAGAAUCUAUGUUGUAUUGUAUGUAGAGAGAAUAGGUGAAUGACUAGUUAUGGUAGAGAAGUAUGUGAAGAAAGAAAUACAAAUUUUAGAGCUGUACCAUAAAUGUAUGAUCAGUUUCAGUUUAGGCAAGAGAACAAAGAUAAUCUAAUUCAUGAUGAGCCAUUUCCAUUCU